Messenger RNA from Anneissia japonica, 2791 nucleotides. RefSeq lists its product as uncharacterized. Bases 133 to 1356 code for a protein of 407 amino acids. The record is from RefSeq and is a predicted model, not a curated record. The transcript has 9 exons. Lineage: Eukaryota; Metazoa; Echinodermata; Crinoidea; Comatulida; Comatulidae.
CCCAUGAUGACCUUCGAACUUAUUUUGCCAUCGCGACUGUAAACACUGCGAUAAAAAGGAUAGUUGAUGUGAUUCUGUUUUGAAGGAUGAUAUUUUGCGCCCCAUCAUAUUUACGUGAGGUUGUCUCUCAAAAUGAAUCCGUCCAGAUUUAACUCAAACCUGAAGACAGCUCAGCUGAUGUUUGAACCGGUUCCUCCUUCUGAGAAUCGGCCACCUCAUCAUGAGUGUCCGAUGAUGCGACGUCGCGUUCAAAGCGCAAAACCAAGAAUCUCAACUUCUCAUGUUGAAAAGCGGGAGGACAAACUAAGCUACCUUGAGGUUAAAUUUACUGAGAGCAUGCGCCCUAAGUCGGCAUUCACAAACCGUGAAAGACUUAACGCCCCAACAAAUUCAUUCAAGGUUAAAGAAAUCAGUAGGUGCCCUCAAAGAAACUUCAAAUUAAAGACACUGAAUACAAAACUUAAGAAGGAUAUUCUUCCCAAGGAUGGGGUAACCCUUCAACCUGCCAUCUUUGGUCUUGAGAGGGGUACUUCAUCUUCAGAUAAGGUCAAAGGUGAUAUAGAAGAGCAGACAAAACAGUACCCAUAUAAAUUAGACUCCUCCAGUGCUGCAGAAUCUCAAGAAGAGAAAAUUAUUCCAAGUAAACAAUGUGUGGUUUCAACAAGGAAAAUUCCAUCUGGGGUUGCAAGGCUAACAGAAUGGCUCUUAGAAGAUGUUGAUGAAGAUAUAUGUGGUGUUAGCUCUCAAGAUUGCCUCAUUUUCUUACCUUGUUUACAUGUACAAGGAGAGAUGCUGCCAACGGUACCGCCACCUAAUGAUGAUUUAGAUCAAGAGAAAUGCAAACUUAUUCCAGCUCCAUACAAACCCUAUGAUCCAAAAGAUUUGUUCCAUUAUGAUGUGGCUAAACACAUACCCCCUGACCAUGUGUGUUCCCACACAAAACAUGGACAAAUUUAUGGCCCUGAUGGUAAAUUAUUGCAUGAUAUAAGGCAAUAUGGUGAAUCUAGGAGUUCCACUGCAAUACGAAAAGAAAUUCUAGAUCUUGAGAAACUACUUAAAGGCAUUGGAAACAAAGAGGGGUGUACAGUAGUUCAGUAUCAAAAUGAAAUCAACAUGCUACAGACAACAAUCAAGCAAACAUUUGAGAUGUGUGAUGAAUUACGCGAAGCAUGUAGAAAAAGGGAGAGUCCAGUUCCUGACAUGUUUGGAUUUCAGCAAUUCAGUCGAGAGCAUGAUGCAGUUAUCGCUCAGAUUCAUGCUCGGCGAGAAGCCUGCGUUGAAGAGCUGAGCAAGAUCGAAGCUUCCUUGGGGAUGACGUUUCAAAAUGAACUUAUCCAGACGUAUCAAGACCUCUAAUUAAUUAGUUAAUGGACACCUGCAUAUCAACACAGGUGAAAAAGCCAGCCAAUGGACACCACAUAUGAACAUCUGUUACCAGUCAGCCACUGAGCAUAUAUCAACACAUGUGAUUUAUCAACCAUUAGUCACCUGCAUUUGGUCAGUGGUUGGAGUGGAGUUGAAUAGCUUAGUGGUUAAGAUGCUUUCGAAGCCCAGGGUCCUGGGUUCGAUUCCUGUGACAGUAGGACUUUUUCUCACGACUAAAAACAACUCCACUCCCUAAGCCUCAUAAAGGGACUUCGCUGAUAAAAGCAUCAUAUUUUUUCAUUUAUUUAAGAGGGCCCCUGAAUAUCAGCCAACAUUCUAUAGGAUACAAUGGAAGGGACACCCUCUAUAAGUAUGGGGGAAAAAAACCCACUGGACACCUGCAUAUGAACACCAGAUUAAUCAGCCAUUGGAUGCCUGCAUAUAAUGUAUGGUUUAUAGUGCAUUGGACAACUGUAUUAUGAACUUGUGAUCAAACACCUGUGAUCAAUAUGUACUCAUUGUACUGUGUCUAUCCAUGGAAUAGAAUGGACAGUGUAAAAUUUUAAAACCAAUAACACUCUUGGGGGAAUCAAGAGCUACACCAACACCAAUACAAAUAUACUACUGUAUAUCAUAUUAUAUUUCCUUAUACUGUAUAGAGUAAAUAUACUGAUUUUAUAUUUAAAAUAAAUUGAAACUAUUGUGCAAUAACUAGAAGAGUUGUGGGUCUGUAACGUGAUGUGCCAGGUAGCAAACCCCAGGAUCUUGGGUUCAAAUCUUGUGGUACCAGGAUUUGUCCUCAUAACCAAAAAGAAGAAGCAACUCUGCACUCCACUCGUAAGCCUUUGAGACUACUGUAAUACCCUAUUCAGACUAGCAUCGCAUUGCGAUCGGUUUUAGCAAAUGAAAAAAAAACCCCAAUCGCAAUUCGCAAUCGUGUGUGCGAGAACUCACCAACAGUAGUCGAUAAAUAAUCAAUAUCGCAAUUGUUCACCAUUACAAUCUCCCGAUUACCACGGAAUCUGAUCGCAACAAAUUCCACCGGCACUGAUUGGCUGAGGUCAGUCAACAUAGGUUUAGCCAACAGGAGGUCUAUUAUAGUACCGUAUGACCGUCCGUUCCAAUAUAAAGUUUUUUGUGUCUGAUUUGGUCUGAAUGUGCUCGUUGGUUUAGAUUACCACCAACUACAUCGCAACGGAGUGUAGUCUAAAGAGGGUAGAAUUUAAAGAUCAUUGUUACAUUUGAUGAGUACAGUAUAUUAAAUUAAAAAUAGUGAGGGUGACAAUCAGUUUAAAUAAAAUAAUGUACAGUCAAUAUAAUCAUAUAUUUAUGGUCAGAAUAUAAUUCAAUGUUGUCAGUAUUGUUAAUACUUACUGUAUAUUUCCUGAUGAUGAUGAUGGAUAAAUAAAACAUUCAUUAUUUAUUA